This is a messenger RNA of Helianthus annuus (common sunflower), 1227 nucleotides long. RefSeq lists its product as uncharacterized. The record is from RefSeq and is a predicted model, not a curated record. The transcript is spliced from 8 exons. NCBI's taxonomy places the organism in Eukaryota, Viridiplantae, Streptophyta, Magnoliopsida, Asterales, Asteraceae. Bases 1 to 1227 code for a protein of 408 amino acids.
AUGGAAGAACCCAAGAUUACAAUGUUGUCUAAGCUUUCAACAUUGUCAAAUAACUACACAUUGAAGUUGAAAAUCAUCUCUAUUUGGAGAAAAAUGAUGCAUGCAUCUAAGAACCAGAUAUUCCGGGUUGAUAUGAUAUGCAUGGACGAAGAGGGGCAUACUAUUCAAGCAAGUUGUCUUCACCGGAUUCUUCCAAAGUUUGACCAGUUUUUCAAGCUCGAUCAAUGUAUUGUAAUUAGCAGACCUUCUCUUGCUCCUUACAAUACAAGUAUCAACCAUACCAAAAACAACCAGAAGCUGACAUUUAAUAUGUACACACAAAUUCAAAGAACCGAUGAUUGGGAAGGUCCAAAGUAUUGCUUCUCAUUUGUGAAAUUCCGAGACGUUGUUGAGAAUGUUGUUCCCAUUAAUUCACCUGUUGACUUCAUAGGAUAUGUCGAAGUGUGCUUCAAUCUGGAAGACACUAAUAAGAAAGAUGGAACUAAAGGCAAACGAUUGAAUUUGAAACUUAAAGAUAUUGAUGAUCAACAAGUUACUGCUACACUUUGGGACGAUUUCGCAAUUGAGAUGCAUGGAUACUUUAACAAUCCUAAUCGUGAAAAGCAUGUUGUGGUGUUGGUUCAUUUUGGUGUUGUUAAUAUGUAUAAAGAUCAACCUGGUUUGUCUACUUCAUUUGAUAUAAGUAGAAUGUGGAUCAAUGUUGAACUUGAAGAAAUUUCUUCUUUCAAGAAUAGUUUUAUAGAGAAGUUUGCAUCCACACCGUCGUCGAGUGAUAACGUCAGAUCUUAUCUUAUAUCAUCUGUUGAGGAUUCUUUUAUGAACAAUCCUUCAUUUGUUCUCACUGCUUUUCUGGGUACCAUCGAGAAGAAGAAGAAAGUUAUUUUGGUUGGCACCAUACUUGCUAUUUGCUCAGAAAAAAAUUGGUACUACAACGCUUGCAGCUAUUGCAAGUCCGGGGUUGAAGAGUCCUUUAUUACAGUUGAUAAAGAUGAUGGUUCAGGUGAAGUUGAAGAUAGGAUCAUUGUAUUAUGCACCAACACUAAGUGCAAAGGAGUUGAUAUUGUGUCUCUCCCUCGUUUCAAAAUUCCUAUUCGCGUACAAGAUUCAUCUGGUACGGUUACGUUGACUCUCUUUGAUUACGAGGCCUUCAAGAUUUUUAAGAAAACUGCUAAAGAAUUGCUUGAGGUGCAGGACAAGGUAAAUUUAAAUUAUAAUUUUUUGUUCUGA